AUAAAAACCAGCUCAUUUCCCUUUUUUAACUCCCAAGAAGAAACACCCUCAAAAUGAUCUAAACCAAGCUCCAUAUUCUCAACUUCUCAAAUUCUCACCUCACUCUCCCAAACCCAAAAAUGCCCACCACCACCACUACCACCACCCUCCUCCUCCUCCUCCUCCUCUUCACCACCACAACCACCACCUCAUCCUCCCCAAUCCUAGGCCUAGACUCCUAUCUAGCCCAACAAUCACGCCAAGACCCACAAGCCACAAACGACACCUUCCUCACCCUCCCAACCUCCCUAAAAAAAUCCCUCUCCUCCCCAUUCCCUCUCCCCUCCAUCCCUUCCCUCACCUCCUCCCUCCUCUCCUUCUCCGUCCCUCUCUCCCUCCACAUCCGCCUCGUCGGCACUUUCCCCCCUAACUCCCCUUCCCUCCUCUCCUCCUUCCUCUCCACCGCCUCCCAACCCCUCCACCACUUCCACGUCAUCUCCCCUUUCAACCCCCCUUUCCAUUCUCUCUCCAUCCAACACACUCCCCACUUCGAUAUCGCCUUCUCCCCUCCUUCCCUCACUUCCACCCUCUCCGAAUCCCUUUCCUCCCAAAUCUCCAAAUCCCCUUCCCCCCUCCGCUCUUCCCUCCUCUCCAUCCCCUUCUCAUCGAUCGAUACCAUCGUCUCUUCCGAUUUCCGCAGCGAAAACGAACACGAAAACCGCGACGGAAUCUUCAUCUACCUCCUAUACCUCGGCCCUCAAUCAAAACCUUACGCUUACACCUACUCCGACUCCCAUUCCUCCGCCGGCUUCACCGAUUGCCUCGGAACGAUCCACGCAUCCAAAAAUCGGUAUUUAUGGAUCGACUUGGCCGCCGGACCUGUCGAUUACGGCCCGGCUUUGUCCGGCGACGGCGUGCUCCCGCGCGGCGAAUUCCACCCCCUCGCCGCCUUCCACAGCCGCCAGAAGUCCCAGAAAUCGCUCCUCGCCGACGUAUCUUCCCUGAUUUGGAGUGCUUAUCAGGUACUCCUCGUUCCUUCUUUGAGAAUUCCUGUUCCUUUUGAGAAUUCGUUGCUGGUUCAGUUCAUACAUGUUCGUAGUGGUAGCGCUAGGGAUUCGAGUUCGGAUGGUUUGGAUUGGAAGAAGAUUGAGAGGACUUUGAGUGAGGAUGGUGGAUUGUUGUUACGUGAUCAAACCUUGAGGUUUAAGAAUUAUGAGGUGAGUUUCGAUAAGUGUCCGAUUUGCUCGUUCGCAGUUUCUAGGUCGAUUAACUCAUACACCUCGAGGUUUCUUUUCGAUAAUUAUACGUUGAUUGUGAAUGAGUAUUUGGAUUCAAAGCGUUUGCAUCAGAUAUUGUUGGAGUCGGGUCAGGUGUUUAGGAGUGAGGCUGAAAUGCCAGUGGAUAACGAUUUCGGUAGGGUUCUUCCGGUUUAUGUGUUUGAUUUGGAUUACAAUAAUCAUUUGUUGCUCGAUCGGUAUCACCAGUCUGUUGCUUUUAAAGACAUGGUUAUCGCGGUGAGGACUAGGAACACGCAGACUGUGAGUGAUUAUACUUGUAAUGGUCGUCACAUGUUUACUCAGACGAGUAGUCUUGAGAGGCCGCUUGUUGGUUCGAUUCUGCAGAGCAUGUGGGGGGUUUCGCCUACCCAUUUGUUGUGGAGCCCUAGACAUAAUAGUACUUUGGUGGAUUAUACAUGGAGCGUAGGGCAGACCCCAUUUGGGCCGUUCUCGGAGAGUUUGUCAUUGUCUUUUGUGCAGAAGGAUGCAGCUAAGAGGAGUGUUCUUUUGACGAUGAUGAAUUACAGUAUAACGAGUGCCAUUGAUUUUCUUGAAUCCAUUGCCGAACAUGGUGGUGAUAGGAAGCUACUUAAACAGAAUCAACAUCUUGUGUUCGAACAAAGGUGGACUUUGUUCAAGUACAAGCUUGACAAAGCAGUUUCUGCUUUGUCACAUUUGGAUUUUGAGAUGGCUUUGUACUAUUUGAAGUCUUCUGAUCAUGAUCUGUAUGCCAUCCACUCUCUUGUCUAUACUGCUUCUGAUGAACUGGAGGCAUCACUGGUAUGCUUUAAGGACCCACCAUUCCCAUGGACUUUGGUUUCUUUCUCUGCAGGAGGUUUGCUAGCUCUCUUUUAUGUUUAUUCAAAAAGAGACAAACUGUUCAGAAGUAAAAGAAAGCAGUUUUGAUGCUCUUCAGAUGAACCUCAAGUUUGUAUCAUUUGAAUGCAAUACUACACAUGUAUGUUGAAAGAGAGGUUAGUCAGAGGUCAGAAACUAGUAACUUAUCAAAAAGAGGUCAGAAACUAGUAUUCAGUUCACAGAAAACAUUUUGUACUGCAGUUUGAGCUUGCACUUUACCAUGUUCUUAUACUGUUCUCUUAGUUCUUAAUACUUUUCAGUUACAUGCUUUAAUUUCAUGACU
Molecule: messenger RNA, 2397 nt
Organism: Quercus robur (English oak)
Lineage: Eukaryota; Viridiplantae; Streptophyta; Magnoliopsida; Fagales; Fagaceae
Exons: 1
Coding region: 120-2162 (680 amino acids)
Source: RefSeq, a predicted model, not a curated record